CGUAUAUAAAUAUGAUACUUCGCAUCUCUCUCCACAACCAUAUCCAAUCAUCCAAUCGGAAAAGCUUUCAUCAUCUAAGGUUUUCAGAGAAGAACACUUGAACCGUAGAGUACUGCAUUGUUGUGGUUUUCCGUGUGUCUGUAUUUUAGGCUCUUUUUGUUGUGUAUGCGAUUGGAGAGCAUUUUUUCACGGCGGAGUUCGGCUUGGAGGAGCUGAUCGGAGGAAGCUGCUUGCGGAAGUGAUCGGAAUCUAAAGUUCGUUAUUUUGGAAGUUUCUUUUCUUUUUCUUUUUUUUUUUUCUUUGUUUUGUUUUGGGUUGUUUUGUUUUGUGUUGUUUUGUUUUGGUCUGUGGUAGUUGUUGUUUGCAUGUGUGGUUUUCUCUUUUCUGUGAUUUUUUGAGUGACUAGAAUUUGGGAGCGUUCGGAGGGAAUUUUAUUUACUAGAAGUUAGAAGGAAAACACAAGCUUUUUGCCAUUUGAUUAUGGGAGUGGUAGAGAUUGGAAAAAAUGAACUUCUUCUUGCUGUGGAAUUGGUUUCAUUGACAAUUUUGAUUAUAGCAAUACUGCUAUAUGUGUUUAAGAUGCUCGAUAUUUAUGCCCAUGCAUGUAUACAUGUAUUAGUUGGAUGAAUGUUUAGUUCUGAAUUUGGAAUUCUGACUUGUGAUCUUCUUUCAAGUGAAAUUGGCUUCCAAAAUGUUGAUUGAUUAAUUUUUAUUAAGUGGCUGAUUUGUAUUAGAAGUUUUACUUUGCUUGCUCAUAGGGUGAUUGUACCAUUAACCAGCACCCUAACUUAGUAGCUAACGCCACCUAUCUGGGACAAAAAUUUAAGGAUCCAGUUCGCUAAGCAUUGAUGCUGAAAAUACUGAUUAUGUAGUUGCUGCUGAUACAUAGUUAAUUAUUCAUUGUUACUUUCAGUAUGCAACUCUGUUGCACUGGGCCCUUCCUUUUCUUGUGAAUGUUCUGACACUUUUCACAGCCAAAAGUUUCCUGCUCAUCACAUUUCAAUAACACUGGUUGGGACUAACAUUCUCAAGUUUGGUCUUCUUUGCGUAUUGGAAGCUCUCUUGUCACCACUGCUGGAAGGACAAAGGGUGUUCUGAUUAUUUGAAAAUCUACAAAUAUUUAAAUGCCUCAAUCAAUGGGUCAUUUCAAUUUAUUUAUCUCUCAUGUUAUAGAGGAAACGCAAUAUAGUGUGUACAUCACCAAAGAAUUAUUUUUCUAGUCAGAUUUGGACAAAAUCAAAAUGCCUUGUUACAUUUCCAUAAUUCGUCUGGCACAAGGCUCCAUUGAUGUCGAAUCACACACACAUACUUCAGUUUUUUAGUUUGAUGUGGAAACACCCGUUUAGCUUCUCUCCUCAUGGUCCAAGUGUUAGUUGCAUGGAGAUCUCUCAGAAUAUCUGCUUAUGCACCUAUAAGGAUUUUUGAACAAGGAACUAUACUGUUGGUUACCAAGGAUUUUGAUAGGAGCUGCAUCUUUGUGACCUCAGUGGUGCUGCUUGUAUUAUCUUUUGAGUGACAUUAUAUUGGUAUCAGUUGGAAGAUUCUUAAGCAUUUAAAAAUGCCUGACAUGGUAUGAAUCAAAUUCUGAGGUGGUGUGUUCCAGAUAAAUUCCUUUCCCCUCUCUUUCUAGUUUCGUCUGUGAGCUUUCUACACUGCACAUCAUCCUUGCCAUGCCACCUUGCUCAAGUUGUUUGAGCUCUGGCAGGAAUGGGGUUGCUAUUCUUGCCAUUUAGUUAGAUUUUUCUCUGACCAAUUCCAUGUAUCACCGCACCCAGCCAUAGGGUACUAAGAUUGUCUAUUAGUUUUAUAGUUGUAUAUGACACGGGUUGAGGUUCACAAGUAUGAAGUGUGCUAACUACUUGAGUAGGUUCAUGGUGCUAUAUUGACUUGGACUGGUUCAUCCUUAGCUCUGUGUCCAUCAGCUAUAAUAGUUAGGAUUAACAUGGAAAGAUUUCUACCAUCCUAUAGGGGUAUUUGACUAGGGAGCAGACUGUAGUAAACAAAUAUUCUAACACGCUCGGUUUUUGAUUGGAGAAGAUACUGGGUAUAAUGUUAGUGGCUUUCCUGUUUAAUUAUCACAUGGUGAAGAAGAGAUCAUGCAGAAUCCUGGAUUGAGGUUGAGCUGUCCAUCAUUGGUGUCUCUUUAGAUGGAUCUCCAGAAAUGGGUUACAAUCCGCAGCUUGAAGAUUUGAAGUUCCAGAUUGCUGCAUGAUAUUUGUGUUUUGUCCAUUACCCAGCUGCUAUCUAUUUGUUAUUCUCACUUCUUACAAUCACAUGGCGCCAGCGGCUGUUGAUUAUCCUGGUUCUCCAUGCUUCGAGCCGAAAAUCUCGCCCAGUGUGGCGGAAGAGAAUGAAAUUGGAAAUAUGAUGCUUGCUGGUGAGUCAGAUGUGCAGCCUCCCCAGGAACAGCACAUUUCCAGAAAAGAAUUGACAAGUGAGGAAAUGGUCACUGGAAAUGAAAGACUAGACAAAGGAUACCUUAAAUAUGGGUGUUCUCAUUAUCGUCGGAGGUGCCGCAUUAGAGCUCCCUGUUGCAAUGAGAUAUUCGAUUGUCGUCACUGUCAUAAUGAGGCUAAGAACAGUAUUUCAAUUGAACAGAAGCUCAGACAUGAUGUGCCUCGCCACUUGGUGGAAAAGGUCGUAUGCUCACUCUGCGGCGAGGAACAGGAGGUUCAACAAGUCUGCAAAAAUUGUGGUGUAUGCAUGGGAAGAUAUUUUUGUGCAAUUUGCAAGUUGUUUGAUGAUGAUACGUCUAAGGAACAGUAUCAUUGUGAUGGCUGUGGCAUCUGCAGAAUUGGGGGCGCCAAGAAUUUCUUCCACUGCAAUAAGUGUGGUUGCUGCUACUCUGUGCUUUUAAAAAGCAGUCAUCCAUGUGUGGAGAGGGCGAUGCACCAGAAUUGUCCUGUUUGUUUUGAGUAUCUCUUUGAGUCAAGAAAUGAUGUCAUUGCUUUGCCGUGCGGGCACACCAUUCACAAGUCAUGCCUGGAAGAGAUGAAGGAACACUAUCAGUAUGCUUGCCCAAUCUGCUCCAAAUCAGUGUGCGAUAUGUCAAAGGUAUGGGAGAAGUUUGAUGUGGAGAUUGCAGCUACGCCCAUGCCACCAUAUUGUGAGAACAAGAUGGUAUCUCCUUUCCUCCUAGCCAAACACUCCAACAAAACCCCUGCCCCAAAAAAAAGCAAGAAAAAAGCACAGACACACAGAUAUCCCUGUUUUUCACUUGAACUUUGUACUUGGAUGAUUGGUUUGGAUUCUUUGUAAUGAUUGUGGAUGCAAUUCCGAAGUAAAAUAUCAUGUCGUGGCCCAUAAAUGCCCUAAUUGCAAGUCCUACAACACCCGUCAAACAAGAGGCCUCCGCAGAUAGAUAUGUAUGAGUGAUAUUUUGGUUUAGGCUAGAUGUGCCUCUUGCUGCGCAAUGAGAGCAAUUGCUGUUGCUGGAAGCACCUUGGAGGUUGUUUGUUGUAGCCGAAUUUAGCUGAGAAGCAAGGGAAUAUGUAACUUAUAGUGUACAUUCUCCUCUUUGUAGUUUCUUCUUUUUGUGCAAUACUAAUUCUUGUGUUCUUGUUA
Sesamum indicum (sesame) is the source of this 3564-nucleotide messenger RNA. Lineage: Eukaryota; Viridiplantae; Streptophyta; Magnoliopsida; Lamiales; Pedaliaceae. The record is from RefSeq and is a predicted model, not a curated record.